UUGUGACCUACAAUACCGGAUAUCCGGCGACUCCAUACACGUUGUCUCUAGCUCUCAAAGGAAUAGAGACCGUAGCAGCGUUUCUUUCUUUUCUGAACAGGCGCAGUCCGAGAGAACUCGCAAAAGGAGUAAAAGGCUCCUACAUAACCUGUAACUAUCAAUAUAUUGUAUGAGUCAGAAGGUAGAAAAACCAGUAUUAUCGGGUCAACGGAUCAAGACCAGAAAAAGAGAUGAGAAAGAGAAGUACGAUCCGAACGGUUUCCGCGACGCUCUGGUGUGCGGACUGGAGCGCGCGGGCGGUGACCUGGACGCGGCAUACAAGUUCCUAGACGCUGCCGGCUCCAAGCUCGACUAUCGCCGCUAUGGCGAGGUCAUAUUCGACGUGCUCAUCGCCGGGGGGCUGCUGCUACCCGGCGGCUCAGUGUCGAUGGACGGGGAAAGCCCUAAGACCAACACAUGUAUCUUCAACGCCAGCGAAGAUAUGGAGACUAUGCGAAACUUCGAACAAGUAUUCGUGAAGCUAAUGCGUCGCUACAAAUAUCUAGAAAAGAUGUUUGAAGAGGAAAUGAAAAAGGUUCUAGUUUACUUGAAAGGCUUUGAACCGUUACAACGCAUCAAAUUGGCGCGUAUGACUGCACUAUGGAUUGGUAAUGGCUGCGUACCGCCGUCGGUGCUGCUGGUCUUGGUGAACGAGCACUUGCUCAAGGACAAUCUGGCACUAGAGUUCGUGCUGGAGGUAUUCUCGACCGUCAAACAGGAGCGUGGGGUGACCUCGCUUGUCACCGCGCUCAAGAAGGGCCAGCUGGAGGGCAGACUGCUGGAGUUCCUUCCGUUGAAUCGUCGCAGCGAAGAGGUGCUGGCGUCGUCCUUCGCCUCUCGCGGGCUCGCAGAACUACUGCGGCUGCAUCGCGCUCAGGCCUCGCAGGAGGCUCGUCGCGAGCUGACGCAGGCGCUGCUGGAGCAGCUGGCGGACGAGCGGCCCGUGCGCGACCUCAUCGCCGAGCUGCGCGACAUGGCGGCGCGCCACGACAUCCCCGACCACGAGGUCGUCGCCAUCAUUUGGCAAUGCGUGAUGUCCCGGGGCGAGUGGAACAAAAAGGAGGAAUUAUUGGCCGAGCAAGCGGCGAAGCACUUGCGCAAUUAUACGCCACUGUUGGCCGCGUUCGCUCAGUCCGCCAAGGCUGAGAUCGCGUUAUUAACAAAGGUCCAAGAGUACUGCUAUGAGAAUAUGAGCUUCAUGCGGGCAUUCAGCAAGCUGGUGCUGAUGCUGUACAAGACCAACGUGCUUUCCGAGGAGGUGAUUCUCAAGUGGUACCGAGAGCCCAACUCCAGCAAGGGCAAGAUGAUGUUCCUCGAUCAAAUGAAGAAGUUCGUCGAAUGGCUUCAGAACGCCGAGGAAGAAUCUGAGAGUGGCGAAGAGGAAGAUUAGUUUAAGGGCAGCGAGUGAGACUGAACACAUAGCACCGUCCCACACAUCAUCACCAGCCGAACGACCGCGACCCGACCACCGCCGCGACCACCACGUGACCAUGUGACCGCCGCGGUCGCCGACCUCCACAUACGAUAACAAUAACUGACAUAAUAAACCGUUAGCACAUAGCGACACGUGCGGGACGUUUUCUACAACUGUAUAUUAUUCAUUUCUAAAAUAACAUGUUGAUGAAAUACAAUAUUUUUUAUUCAAUUUUUUUAGUAAAAUUCAAAUAAAUGGUGGCAACACUG
Nymphalis io (European peacock) is the source of this 1722-nucleotide messenger RNA. RefSeq names its product protein krasavietz (gene kra). Gene Ontology annotation, molecular function: protein binding. NCBI's taxonomy places the organism in Eukaryota, Metazoa, Arthropoda, Insecta, Lepidoptera, Nymphalidae. The record is from RefSeq and is a predicted model, not a curated record. Bases 170 to 1429 code for a protein of 419 amino acids. The transcript has 12 exons. Gene Ontology annotation, cellular component: cytoplasm; membrane.